Messenger RNA from Puccinia triticina, 765 nucleotides. RefSeq lists its product as uncharacterized. Bases 1 to 765 code for a protein of 254 amino acids. The record is from RefSeq and is a predicted model, not a curated record. The transcript has 7 exons. NCBI's taxonomy places the organism in Eukaryota, Fungi, Basidiomycota, Pucciniomycetes, Pucciniales, Pucciniaceae.
AUGGAUCCCUCUAACACGACGACAGACAGCAGCAGGCAGCAUCUCAAGCUGAUCGAUUGUGAUGUGAAUCUCUCCCUGGCUGAGGCUGUGGCGGCAUUCAGGUUUCACAUCCAGAUUCACCAGCAUCUUUGUGCAUUUCAUGUGGUGGCCGAUGAGCACGGACGACAAAUCGAAUCACACCAUUACUGCAGCUGCGUUUCGCCCGAAUUCCAUCAAUGUAUUAUCUAUGACUCCGAUAAGCCUAACGCACGUUUAAUAGGUAUCGAAUACUUGAUUUCAGAAAACAAAUUCAACAAAUUACCGGCUGAAGAAAAACAGUACUGGCAUAGUCACAAGUAUGAGGUCGAGAGUGGAGUGUUGAUUCAGAUGCAUGCGAGUGGUAUCGAAGGUCAAGUGCCUGAGAACAAGGAGCGUGAUAUGAUGUCUACGAUUCAUAAGACCUUCGGGAAAGUGAUACAUACCUGGAACAUCGACCAAAAUCCUGAGUUGCCCCUCGGCCCCCCAAGUUUGAUGAUGUCUUACACCAAGCCAGACAUGGUGGAUUGGGAUCAAGUCAAGCGAAGAGACCGGGAGCAGAACGUGAACACUCAAGAGCGCAGUAAAAUUAGGUCGACCUACUUGGACAUGGAUUACACCAAGAACAAGGACGCAGAUCAAUGGAUGCGGGGCGGCAAGCCGGUCCAAUUCAAGCCGAUCGAAUCCAGUCUGUCGCAAACCAGUAGUAAUGGUAAACAGGGGUCUAACGGUCAUCGCAAUGGUAGCUAG